ACAACGAUGCACCAGGGGAUCACAAAGCCGAUCGGGGAUCUCUUCUCUUCGGCAAGCGGCGACGCUGCGGCUGUGGCACAGCAGAUCCGCAAGCAAGAAGCUGAGCUCACCUUGCCUCGCGUCGACGAGCAGACGGCACUUGAGAUUGAGACACAGAUUCGAAGCCUUUAUACGAGCACAUUACUGGCAGGCCAGCCGGACAAGGCAAAGCAUCAGGGCAUCGCCUUUGCCGUGGAGCUCUUCGGUGGUAUGAGACUCGCUGCCGGCACAAUCGGCCCCGGAGUGACGCCGGGCAACUGGACCUGGAUCGAGCGCAAGAUCAACACCGUGCGGCUGCACCAUAAGUCGUCGUUCCUCACAGGCCGCGAGCUCGUGACCAAGGGGCGUGACAUCAACUCCCUCGGGCCAGACUUUGCGGCGCACGGUGGUGCGUUUCCCAUCAGGGUCACGAGUUGCACCUAUCCCAUCGGCGCCGUUGCCGUCUCUGGCCUAGCACAGGAAGUGGAUCACUGGCUCGUCACUCAGGCGCUGUGCAAUGUCAUCGAUGGCCAGAAAGCGUAGGAGUAGAAGAGGGGCACGGGCGCAUGUACUCUACCUUUUGCGCAGAUGAUCGCAUUCGCAUCGCGCACAAUCCAACAUCGUCUAUCUCUCUUUCUCAUUCUAGUCGUAUCGAGAAAGGGA
Messenger RNA from Acaromyces ingoldii, 681 nucleotides. RefSeq lists its product as hypothetical. Gene Ontology annotation, biological process: post-translational protein targeting to endoplasmic reticulum membrane. The record is from RefSeq and is a predicted model, not a curated record. The transcript has 4 exons. Lineage: Eukaryota; Fungi; Basidiomycota; Exobasidiomycetes; Exobasidiales; Cryptobasidiaceae. Bases 7 to 561 code for a protein of 184 amino acids. Gene Ontology annotation, cellular component: TRC complex.